This is a messenger RNA of Cydia amplana, 822 nucleotides long. RefSeq lists its product as uncharacterized. Lineage: Eukaryota; Metazoa; Arthropoda; Insecta; Lepidoptera; Tortricidae. The transcript has 4 exons. The coding region runs from base 53 to 802 and encodes 249 amino acids. The record is from RefSeq and is a predicted model, not a curated record.
UAAUGCAGGAAAACUAUUUUAUCGGUUACUAUUGGCUAGUUUCCUUUAUACGAUGACGCGCUUGACAUUAAUAUUGGCUGUAUUCACAAUAGCGGAUAUAACGGUCUGCCAGGUUGUAGCUCAGAAUUUUGUCAAAAGUGCAUUCCAAGACCAGCAGUUGAAAGAUGAUGAUGAUAACGACGACGAUAGCUUUCAUUCUUUAAAUGCCCAAAAUCUUGCGGCGUUGCUUGAAGUUGCGCUUAAGGCUGGUGGCAAAUAUGGAAAGCAAAAACAUGUCGGCCGGAAAGAAACAAACCAAAAGAUAACACAAAACUAUCAACCAACAUUAUUUGAUCAAUUGACCGGGCUGGAUGCAGAUGAUGUUCUAGUUUAUGACCCCGACAACUACAAGGCAUUACAUACUGAACAAGAGAAACAUCGUUUAUCGGACAUGUUAGGAUCAUCUAUUUAUGAUAAAACCAUUUCCGAUGAAGAAGAUGAUAAUUUGCCGGUAUAUGUUAUAGUCAAGGUCGAUGAACUCCAACAGAGAAAAACUGAUAAGAGUCCAAAUAACGUGCUUUCAUCACUAUUGAAGUCACUUUCAUCAAGCCAAAAGGAUCGUACCAAUAUCGGGCAAGAGCAUCGUUACAAAGGAUUUCGAGUGAAGGAUUCCUACAGGAGAGCGAGAGACUCUAGUGAAACUUAUUCUUCACCUGAAGUCGAGGAGAAACGGCCAAUAUCCCGACCGCGGGCAUAUGGCGGCGGCCGGACCCCCAUCCCCUACAUCAAACAUCGUGGCGACAUCUACGAAAAAGAUAAUUAAAGAGAAACUGAGACGUUGAA